AUGGCUUCAACAGCCACCUCACGCAGCUCGGUGCCAAGCUCCCCUGUUCGCUUCGACAGCCCAACACCCGCCGCCUUAAGACCUCAGCCCCUCCGAAUCCCUCAGAAUGGAUCUACGCGGCGGCGCGUAUCUGUUGAUGGAAGCGGCGUGGCACAAUCCGAGCCCCCGGCAGAGCUCGGCCAGCAUAGCUUCCAAGAUGAACGCCACACCGGCCAGGCGAAGUCCAUAGCGACGCAGUCUUCAGUGGGUCUUCGAAACAAGACAUCAAAGCUCGGCUCACUUGUCUCAAAGUUCGAGAUACUGGAUGCAAUGAAUAACGCAGGCCUUGAUUCCUAUAGAAUUCCACGGCUAUCCAAGAUUAACCUGGAAACGGGACCCCGUGCAGUUGCAAGAGCUCCAACGUCUCCGGUGUCACUGCCCCGGGAAACUAUACUACAGUCAACGCCCUCACUCGAAAAGUCUAGCGCCAGUGAUGAGUCGAGCAACUUAUCACCUAGGCAAGUGAGGCUCCCGAAAGCUACAUCUGCUCCUCGAUCCCGAUUGCCAAUCGGUACCCGUCUCAAAACAGUGACCAGUGACGCUCUGGAGACCCCAGAGACCCACCAUAUUAAGCAAGAUAACGCAAUGCAAACAGAAGACGCCAGGCUCCCUUUAUUCCUCAAGGGUGCUGCUUCUUCCGAAACCAAGAGUUCUGGAUAG
Messenger RNA from Neoarthrinium moseri, 699 nucleotides. RefSeq lists its product as uncharacterized. Bases 1 to 699 code for a protein of 232 amino acids. The record is from RefSeq and is a predicted model, not a curated record. Lineage: Eukaryota; Fungi; Ascomycota; Sordariomycetes; Amphisphaeriales; Apiosporaceae. The transcript has a single exon.